Molecule: messenger RNA, 5631 nt
Organism: Perca fluviatilis (European perch)
Lineage: Eukaryota; Metazoa; Chordata; Actinopteri; Perciformes; Percidae
Gene: znf592
Product: zinc finger protein 592
Exons: 9
Coding region: 169-3891 (1240 amino acids)
Source: RefSeq, a predicted model, not a curated record
AAUCACACAGGAAAAAGAAAACGAAGUUAACGUUUGUAGCUUGUAGCCUAGCUAUGAAAACCUGCCACAGCAAAACAUAGCUAGUGCCCACAGUUAACUGUAUAUAUAGCUAAUUUAGUAGAGCUGUUAACCAUAACCGGAUCAAAUGAUUUGUGAGACUGUGCAGCCAUGGGUGACAUGAAAACCCCAGAUUUUGAUGAUCUUCUGGCAGCCUUUGACAUCCCAGAUGCCACAGGGUUGGAUGCCAAAGAGCCCAUCCAGGGGAGUCAUGAGGAGACAGAGAGUCAGCUGAAACACACAGGGAUAUGUCUGGAGGACAGCUUAUUAAAUAACCAAGCUGUCACAACAGCAGAUAUUCCUGCUGUAAGUGUUAUUGUGAAAAACACAAGUCGCCAGGAGUCGUUGGAAGGUUUUGAACAAGCAUUACAAAAUGGAUUCAAUGGACAAGAGACAUCCAUUGACCCUGUUGAGAUAACCAACGCUGGCUUUUCCAAAUCAUUUGUAUCUGCUUUAAACGGGGGGAGUUCAAGAGAGCUCCUUGGAAAGGCACCAAUUCAACACAAACCUGAUGGAACACCAAUAUUUUCCCAGUCACUUUCUCAUUUUAGUCCCAUCUCCAGUCCUGAGUCUGAAGACACUCAGUGUAGUACAGAUGAAAUGUAUCCAAAACAAGAGACACCCUGUUUCUCAGAAGCUUCAGAUUUGGUUGAACCUUCACUCCCAGAAAAUCCCCAAAAACUGGACUUCAACAUGUUUGAUGACUGUCCAAAGGACUCUGAUAUUCCCCAAAACACUUGGAGUAGAGAAGAAAGUAGUAGAAGCGAGAAGUCCUUUGACAUAGAUACACCUAGAUUACACAGUGCACUUCCCCCACCAAGCGGUAACCAGAACUUUGAGACCAACUGCAAUUUAGGAACCACAAUGGAUGUUCCCACUUCUUGUCCACAUGUCAAAUCUGAUACAUCUAAAUUAUCCUCUUGUCUUGAGGCUUUGGUGGCUCUGAAUGCUAGAAACGAUCCCAGUGAGCAGAUUAAUCCCAGAGAGUCACCAGCGGUUCGAAAUGACUGCAUGAAAGCAAGCCCCAACGUGCCUAUAUCCCCACGAAGCCCCAGAAGUCCACUUGAAGCUGUGAAACGUUUAAUGAAACCCUCUAAUAGUCCUGGAAGCAUUUGCAGUGAUAGUAGUGGCAAAGCAUCCCCCGCAGUGGCAACUGGGUCACCCCCUGCCAUACCCAGGGUCAGAAUUAAAACCAUUAAAACCACAUCUGGGCAGAUCAAGCGAACAGUCACCAGUGUGCUGCCUGAUUCAGAAACAGAAGUUCAUUCUGCAUAUGAAUCCUCUCCAUCGCAGAGUAUGAUUAGUGAAGAUUCUUACUGUAAUAUGUCUCCUCAUCAGUCUCAAAAUGUGUCUGUUGAUAGCAUUGUUGAAGUUCAAACUAAAGGCACCCCAGCUAGUACAUGUUCACCCAAGGUUUUACGCAACAAAUCAGAGGUUAACUCCAGGAAGUCAGGAACAGUAACGCAGUUCGCAACAGUGUUCCAUAAUACUAGUAGUCCUGUCAAACGAUCUGCUGCACAUCAGAUGCAGAAACCGAAGAAAGGAUCAGCCACAACAGGCCAUACAACUAGCACCAACUUCCUUCCCAAAGCGAUGCACUUAGCUAGUCUGAACCUGGUCCCUCACAGUGUUGCCGCUUCAGUAGCUGCGCGGUCCACCUCUCAUCAACAAAGCCAACACACGCUCUCAUCUACGGUGUGCAGCACCGUCCCACUGGUGCAUCAGGUCAAAACAGCCAACCCUUAUCCCCGUACGUCAAUUCCCAACACAGCAGCAGGAACCCUAAACAGACUGUUGAACAAUGCCAACCCUGUGCCUACAUAUGUGCCCAACCUGAACCCCCCUCCGGAGAGCAAUAUCAACCUACCACCACGCGGAUACUGCUGCCUCGAGUGUGGGGACUCUUUUGGGGUGGAGAGGAGUCUUGCAUAUCAUUACAGCCGGAGAAGUGUUCACAUUGAAGUGGGAUGCACACACUGUGCAAAGACGAUGGUGUUCUUCAACAAGUGUGCCUUGUUGGCACAUGCACGGGAGCACAAGAACAAUGGCAUGGUGAUGCAGUGCACGCAGCUCCAUAUGAAACCAAUAGCAGAGGAACAAAUGUUUGUACCCCUGAGUGCUGUGAACAUGGACUCUUACACUUCACCCUUACCUAAAAGCCAACCUGUCCUGCCCCUAUAUCCAGACAAUGCCAAUCGCCACCGACUCUGUUGCCUGGAGUGUAACAAGCAGUUAUCUGACUACAAAGCACUUGCAGGCCAUUACCAGAGGCCGUCUGAUGAUGAUGUCGAAGGACUCAUGUGUAAGGUGUGCUCAAUGUUGUUACCCAACAAAUGCAGCUUCAGAGCUCACCAACGCAUUCACGCACACAAGUCCCCUUACUGCUGUCCUGAGUGUGGUGCCCUGAGUCGUUCUGCAGACAUACAAAAGCAUGUCAAGGAAAACUGUCUACACUACGCUCGCAAGGCUUGGUACAAAUGUCUUCACUGCGAUAUGGUUUUCAAGACCCUUCAAGGACAAAAGACUCACAUUGAGGAGAAACACUGUCAAGUCUUUUACAGGUGCUCCAUCUGUCCAGUUGCCUUCAAGACUUCUCACAGCUGUGAAGUGCAUUUAAAAAACAAACACAGUGCAAGCAAAAUAUCCCCUCUGUUAAUAUUUAAGUGUUCGUGUGAGACAGUUUUCAAGAAAAAGCAGUUACUGUUUCAGCAUUUCCAUCAGAAUGCCAACAAGCGUGUUACGUGUGUCUUCAAGUGUCCAGAAUGCAACUCUGUCUUUUCACAAAAGAAGCUGUUAAUGCAGCACUUCAAGGGUGUUCAUGUAGGAAACACAACAGCAGAGACUGAGGAGAAAAGUAAACAAACCGACAAUCCUGACUGGAACCAGGAUUCUCAUUCUGUCCAACAACCGAUGAGUCAAAGCCCUGUUAAACACACAGAUAGUCCCAGAAAAAAGGCUGAGCAGGACAAAAGACCUCGUGUGAAGCCCACCGGCUGGACGUGUGGGGAGUGUCUCCAGUGGUUCCCUGAACGAGACUCCUAUGUUUCUCACGUGAAGACCAACCACGGAAGGUCAGUGAAGAAGUAUCCAUGUCGACAUUGUGAGCAGUCUUUCAACUCUACAAACAGUCUGAGAAGACAUCUUCGCAAUGACCACGAUGGAAAAAAGAAAAUUUACACUUGCUGGUAUUGCACAGAUACAAAGACAAUAUUCACGACGAGUGUGAUGUUGAAGAACCACAUCAGUCUAAUGCAUGGAAUCAAAAAUCCUGAUCUUGGCCAAAUGUCGAAAACAGCGAUCCAAGAAUCAAAAAAGGCUUUGGGCAAGGGGCAUGUAUCAGAAAGACCUGCGGUGGACACACAGGAGGAGGGCCAGAAUUGCACUUUUAGUCUUGAGUCUCCUCCAGCGAAACGUCUGAAAACUCAGUUACGCUGUUCAAAAUGUGGUUUCGUCACAGAGGACAGUGCACAGUUCCAGCAGCAUAUACCACAGCAUAAAACUGAUGAAAACACUCCUCAGUGCCUUCACUGUGGCUUGUGUUUCACAUCUGUGCUGUCUCUCAACAGACAUCUUUUCAUUGUACACAAAGUCAAAGAUCCUGAGGAAGGCGAUAAAGAAGGAGCGGAGGACGGGGCUGACGUGAGGGAGAACGAGCAGGUUAAUCACCCAGUUAGAUCGGCAGAUACCGAUGAGGUCAAUGACUUGUUACCAGAGCUAAAUGAACCUGAGCUCCAUCAGGCUGGAGAGCCAGCAAGUCGGCACUGUGGCAAGACCUCAGACUGUAAUUUAAAACUGAGCACUCCCUCUCAGACACAAGCAGUCUCUCUCCGGUAGUGACACCUCUUUAAAGCUGCUUUAAUAUCUUCAGUUUUCAUGUGAAAGUAACGGGGGGAUGCUUGAUGUUCUACCUGGAAGUGUUUGGGCCUUUCAUUUUCUCUCAAGUUAUUCAGAGGCCGUGCAGUAUAUUCAAGCAGAUCCUUAACAUUUAAUGAAUACCAGUAUUUUUCAUAAAUGAAAAUCACAUAAAUAUACAUUUUUCAGUUAUUUUUAUUUACCUUUGCAUGCUAAUAUAUUCAUCUUGCCUUUGAGAUAUACUGUAACUGCACACAUAUUACAGCUGAAGCUUUUUCUUUCUUUUUUUUUACCCAAAUGUUCCAUCCGCCCUGACAAGAGACUCAGGAAUGUCUUUUAGUGUUUAGGUCUGGUGUACAUUGAUGUAAUAGUGAAGAGGUGGCUUUUGUCUUUAAAGUCAACGUUUUUUUGUUUUUUUUAAUUGCUUGAAUUUUGUCUGAAGUAUUUAAUGCUACACACUAUUACCUGAAUAUGUUUCAGGUUGCCAUUUUGAUGACAUUACUGUGUUGCAAUUUAUUUGCAGUACAAUGCUAGAGUUAUAGUUGCCAUUUAUUUCAAAACAUACUAUAUAGUUUGGUAUUCAUUUAAAGACGGAUUUCUGCAUUCUUGGUGAACAGUUAUUCAUAAAACUAUCCUGUGAGAUUAAAUACAGGUGAGUUUCCUUGCUAAGCAAAGUCUACCAAAGUUAGGCUACACAUAAGAACGAGACUUUCUUUUUACUAUUUAAGCAUUCUGAAAUGCUUUUGUCUCUAUGUUUAUUGGAUGGGUUUGAUUUGUGGGUGCAUGUUGUCCCAGAUCUGGCCUUUUUUUUUUGUGAUCUUUCUUUCUUUUUUUUGUUGAAUGAGUGUUAAUGGGAAACAUGGAGAGGUAUUGAAUGUGCGGUGCAGCAGUAUUGAAAAUACCUCAAAUUGCCAGAAGUGUAUUUUUCAGGCAAGUUAACAGUCGAUGUAAUGUCAAAUCAGGGUACAUUGUUUUGGAUAAUCCAGAGCAGGUGUGAAAGUGAAGUUUGGUGGCAUAUCGGAGAUAGUGUUUUAUGAACCAGGACCUGUUAACAUGAGGAUAAUAAUACUAGUAGUUUGUUGGAAUUUGUUAAAUCCAUGAGGACUUCAAAGGAAAGAAAUCUUAGAUCAUAGGGCACUUCUUGUUUGUAUGUCCUGAUUUGUAAAGCAGCACCUCUUGUUUUGUAUCUAAUACAUGACAGUUCCUACCUCCAUGGUGGAUGGCAGUGAUUGUUAAGUGACAAAGGACUUUAAGGAGUGGCAGGUAAUCUCAGUGCAAUGUAAAAAUGAGUUUAUAAAAUGUGUCUUAUCCCACAUUAUUAAAUUUUAUAAAUUAUUUUGGGUAUAAUAUUAAAGCUAUAUGGUCAUAUUGACUUAACUAGCAAGUGAACUUUUCUAUUUAAGUGCUAUGUGAGUUCUUUAUUCCUCUGAUCUUAAAUCCCUAAUUUACGACAUUUUUCAGCUGUUAAACUGCAGAAGCUGAAAAGAAUGACUUGUUCACAACUUGUUCUUUUGUAAUGCUUAUUGCAAGAUAUUUGUACUUUUGAUACUGUGUACAGCGAGGACUUGUAUAGGAAAGUUACCGUGUACAUACAGUGGCUAGUGAACCCUGGAUUCACAGCACUACUUAAGCCAUUACAUCUGUUCAGCAUGCAGUGGCCCAUGUGCCUUGCUGUAAUGUUUACGUCAAAGUACUUACAAAUAAAUAGGUGCAUUUAUUAUA